AUGAGCGCCGCGGCCCCGGCCCCCGGCGCCUGGCGCCGCCUCAACGUCAACGUGGGCGUCCUGGGCCACAUCGACAGCGGCAAGACGGCGCUGGCGCGGGCCCUCAGCACCGUGGGCUCCACCGCCGCCUUCGACCGGGCCCCGCAGAGCCGGGCUCGGGGCAUCACCCUCGACUUGGGCUUCUCCUGCCUCUGCGCCGAGCUGCCCCCGCGCUUGGGGCUCGGGCCUGGGCAGCUCCAGCUCACCCUGGUGGACUGCCCGGGACACGCCUCCCUCAUCCGCACCAUCAUUGGCGGUGCCCAGAUCAUUGACCUGAUGAUGCUUGUGAUAGAUGUAACAAAGGGGAUGCAGACUCAGACAGCAGAGUGCUUGGUGAUUGGGCAGAUUGCUUGCCAGAAGAUGAUAGUGGUUUUGAACAAAACAGACCUUCUUCCAGAGGAGAAGCGACAAGCUGCCGUUGAGAAAAUGACAAAGAAAAUGCAGAAGACCUUGGAAAACACCAAAUUCUGUGGAUGUCCUAUAGUUCCUGUCGCAGCAAAACCUGGUGGCCCUGAAGCCCCUGAAACCGUGACACCAAUAGGAGUUUCUGAGCUAAUUGAGGUCCUGAAGUCAGAGGCGUACCUACCAAAAAGAGAUCCCUCAGGAUCUUUCCUUAUGGCCAUUGACCACUGUUUCUCCAUUAAGGGUCAAGGCACUGUGAUGACAGGAACUAUUCUUUCCGGCUGUGUUAGCAUUGGAGACAGUGUGGAGAUUCCUGCCCUGAAGGUGACAAAGAAAGUCAAGUCCAUGCAGAUGUUCCAUACUCCAGUGACAUAUGCCAUGCAAGGUGACAGGGUAGGCAUCUGUGUCACCCAGUUUGAUCCAAAGCUUUUGGAACGUGGUCUCAUCUGUACACCUGAAUCUCUCCAAACAAUUCAUGCUGCUAUCAUCUCUUUAAGCAAAAUCUCAUAUUUCCGAGGCGCUCUUCAGACCAAGGCGAAGUUUCACAUCACAGUUGGUCAUGAAACUGUUAUGGGGAGAGUAAUGUUCUUCAGCCCAGCUCCUGAUGACUUCAGCAAAGAACCCCUGGAGAAUGAUUUUGAUUUUGGAAAAGAAUAUCUUUAUCAAGAGGAGUAUCUUUCCAAAGACUCCAAAUCUUCAGAGGAAAACAAGGAGAAUGACCAAACAGGGGAAAGACAGCUCCCAAAACAACAGUGGGCCUUACUGGAGUUUGAAAAACCAGUUACUUGUCCUAAGUUGUGUCUUGUGAUUGGUUCAAAGCUGGAUACAGAUAUUCAUGCAAACACUUGCAGAUUGGCAUUUCAUGGGGUACUCCUGGAAGGGAUGGAAGACAAAAAUUACAUGGAAACGUGUCUUCCAAAGCUGAAAGUUUACAAGCUGAAACAUAAGGAUGGACAAGUGGAACGGCUCUGUGAUGAUUACAGUGUGAUCGGUCGCUCAUUGUUUAAAAAGGAGACCAACAUACAACUUUUUGUGGGGCUAAAGGUCAAGCUGUCUACAGGAGAGGAAGGAUUAAUAGAAGGUGGCUUUGGGCAGAGUGGGAAAUUCAAAAUCCACAUUUCAGAUGGGGUGAGGCCAGAAACGAAGGCACUUCUGUCUGCCACCUCUAAGAAGCUCAAGGCAGGGAAGGGGGAUCCUGCGAAGGAGGAUGAAAGUAACAAGGCUGACUCAGUCCAGCCUGUUCGUAUCACUCUUCUCUUCAAAAGAUACAUCUUUGAUGCACAGAAGAAAAUGAUUCAGUCCUGAGAAACAUCAGAAGUGCCCUUUUAAAGGCAGAACACCAAGAUGGCUUCCAUCAGUAUGCAGUAAUUGCCAGUUCCUUGGA
Euleptes europaea (tarantolino) is the source of this 1825-nucleotide messenger RNA. It is a transcript of the gene EEFSEC, whose product is annotated as eukaryotic elongation factor, selenocysteine-tRNA specific. The coding region runs from base 1 to 1746 and encodes 581 amino acids. The record is from RefSeq and is a predicted model, not a curated record. Gene Ontology annotation, biological process: selenocysteine incorporation. Lineage: Eukaryota; Metazoa; Chordata; Lepidosauria; Squamata; Sphaerodactylidae. Gene Ontology annotation, molecular function: translation elongation factor activity; GTP binding; GTPase activity. The transcript has 7 exons.